AUGGUUAUGGUACAACGACAAGUCGAAAAAGCUCUGGAAAAUGUUUUUUUGUCACAUUUUCAUAUAUGGAUUUAAUAUUUAGAUGAAUUUUUCGGUUGUCGAGCAUAAUUCGGUCGAAAACGAGAAGGAAGAAGAAAUCGAACAGUACGAUUCGAUUCCUGGAGAUGUGAAUUUCCAUCAAAAUAUCAGAUUUUGAAAGUAAAUGAUGGGUUUUCCAGGACGAAGUGGACGAGGAGCCAAUAUCUGAACUCCCCGUUUCAAGCCAGGCAGUAAUUCUUUGAAGACUUUUUUGAUAAUGAUGAACAUUUCGGUUUAACGCCAGAGUGGUCCCUAUAGGAGUCAGGGAAAAAUGAGGCUUUAUAGUGCUCCCUAUAGGGCUGAAGUUUAGAUUUUCUCUAUGGGAACUGACUUUCAACCUAAGUGCUCCCUAUAGUGACUUCUAAUUUUAUUUCAGAUUAGAGAUUAAACAGAAAAACUUGAUAAAUUCAUCCACUCUUGUUAUUUUUUAUUUCAAAAAAAGCAUUUUAUUGAUUUUUUUCAAAUGGAAAUGCUUCUCUUCAUGACAGCUAGUCCCCUCUAGUGAUCACUUUAGCAAGUUUUAGCGCGAAACCUUCUAGGAUCAUCAGGUUGCCCCUCUAGGGACCACUCUGAAGUUCCUUAGAAGAAUAUUAUCAUGAAAGGAUAGCUACUGAAAAAAGUAGCGCGCUGGAAAAGUCUGUAGAAAUUUUCAAAUUGGCUUUUUUCCAAAUUUUUCAAGUUUUGAAAAGGUUUUUAGACAUUUUUUCAGUUUUUUAAUGGUUUUUAAGUACGUAUUUCAUUAAAAUAUGACCAGUUGGAAGUCUGAUUUUCAAAAUCCAUGGCUGGUCAUUCAUUUCAAAAAUUCUCUCUUUUUUGGAUUUUUUUUUCUCCGCCGAAAAAUUUUAUCCGAAUUUAUUCAUCAGUUUUUCGCACACACCAUGUUUCGGGUCAAAUUGGAAGGCUUGAUCUAAAAUUUACUCAGAAAAAAAAAAUCUCAUCUUUUCGGCCUCUUAGUUAUCUGAAAUCCAGAAUUCUAACAAUUUUGAAACUUGGAUAAUUUUCAACGUGAAAAACUUCAAAAAUUAAAAAAAAAACACCGAUUUUUCCUACAUUCCCAACAAAAACUCUUCCUUGAAAGUUUUUCUCUUCUAUGUAAUUUCGUAAUUUUUUGUUUGAUUUUUUUGAUUUUUUUUCUCGUAUUUCUCGUGCGUUCCAAAGACGCUUUUUUUCAAUAAUAAAUGAAAUAAUUGUUCAUUUUUUUCCUGUUCUAAAAAAAUCAUCUUUUUGUAGCUGAUCUCAAUUUCUGAUGAGUCGACUUUUCAAAGACCCGUCUUAAACAACGUUUCUUUCGCUUCUUCCUUCGAGAAAUUCGACUCGGAAACGACAAAUGUAUCCAAUUUUCAUUCAUUUUUCAAUUUCCCCCUCUUAAAAAUCGUUCAAAUCAUUUUUAGACCGACAAACGAUCAAUUUCGGAAGCUUCUCAACUGGAACAGGAUCAAUUUGCUCCUGAAACUGUGAAAUAUUUUCUAAAAAAAUAUUUAUUUUGUUGAAAAAUUUUUCAGCCAAUCGUGGAGAUAAGAAACGGCGAAAUGGAUCGGUAAAAAAUGAUUUUCAAAAAAAAAUUAUGAAGAAAACUUUCAGACGUGCAUUUCCUACGUUCCAACUUCCGAAAAUUACGGAGUCGCAAAGGUAAUUUUUUGGAAUUUUUUCGAAAUUUGGAGUUUAUUGAAAUUUUUUUUUUUCAGAAGUGAAAGCUCAUUUUUCAUCCAUUUUUGCAGUUUUUUUUUUGAAGCUUUUUUUUUAGCUUUAUCAAAAUUUUUCCUCUUUUUUCGAUCUUGAGGUGGUUUUUUCUCUCAACCGUUCUUUUCCUCGAUUUUAAAAGUUAGCCAGAAUUAAAAAGAUUUCUGAGAAACUUGGUCGCAUGGGAAUGGCUCACAAGGAAGGUAAUUUUACUUUAUGACAGGAAAUUUCUUGAAAAUCGACCAGAACACUCUUUGGUGUACCAGAAAAGGAUCCUGUAAGCCUCAAUUUUCAAAACUUUUUAGUUUUUGAGAAAUGUCUUUUCAAAGUCAACGUAAACCCAUGGUUGAAAUAGGCCAUUUUCAAUCAUUAUUUUUUUGGAUAUCUAAGAAUUUUUUUAAAAAAAUAGAGAUUCUCAGAAAUUGUUUCUGAUACAUCAAUGAAGAAUUUUCAGGAAAUUCCCAACCAUGAGUUAAAAAUUAACUUCCUUGUUAGCGGGAUUAACGUUAAAAACAUGUGUUUUUUUAUCGAAUGAAAAUUUGAAGUUUUAACUUGAAACUCGACGCACUGAGCCAUUCCAAAUGCGACCAGAAGAUAUCAAGUCAAGAAAUGCUGAAAAAAAAAGAUCAAAGUUGUAAAUUCAUUCAAUUUUUCAUUGAAUUCUAGUCUACCAAUGAUGCAAGAAAGCUCUUCUGAGUCCCAGCGGAUGUAUCAAAGGUUUUUUUAUUUUUUUUUUUUUUUUUUUUUCCGGUGAGGGAUAGUUAAGUUCAGACAGGAGUUUUUGGGCAUGAAUUCAAAAAAGUUUCAAAAAAAUAGGAAAGAAGAUUUUUCUAAGAAACGCUUGCGUUGAAAUUUUUUUGAAUGGGUAUUUUGGAAAGGGAAUUUUUUUGAAAGCUUUAUUAAAUUUUGUUUUCGAAGAUGUUAGUCUUCUUUUGGAAAAAUUAGUGUACUCAUAAGUUUUUUUACUGAAAAAAAUUGCUGGAAUGUUUUUUUCCAAUUUUUUUGUGUAAAUCGAGUGUCAAAAAAACGCUUAAAAAGUAUUUUUUUAGGCUAAUGCCGGAUUCAAGUUCAUUUCCGCGAUUUCAAAAUUGACGCGAAAUACGCGAAAUUGGAAUUUCGGGAGCCAUUGGAAAAAAAUUUGUCCUACAGCGAAAAAAAGCAAAUUUUACAAAUUUUUUUCGGAAGAUUUAAUAGAAAUUUCAAAUUUUCACGUAAAAGACGAUAUCGCAAUAUAUCCCGACGAUUCUCGAAAUUCCAAUUUUGCAUAUUUUGCGAAAUGAUUUACACCGAAUUUUAAAAUUGGCGAAAUUGUUUUGAACACGGUUUAAAGUACAGUUUUUCUGUUUUAAUAGACUCACAAAAAAAUAAUUUUAACCGACUGAUUUUCGUAGGCUCUCCGAAGUGACAAGCCAACACUUGGAAGAGCUCUCCAAAAUCUGUGUUCGUGCGCAAAUUGAUAAGAACGAAAUGUUUGGCGCCCCUUUUUUUGAAUCCAUCCCAAAGUUUUUGUCAUUUUUCAGGGAGAAAAACCUGAAAGCCCAACUUUUGAAGGUAAUUCAUCAAAUAAUUCACAUCUUAAACGGCAUUUUCAAGGCGGAAAUGGAAAAUCUCCAGCUGAGGGAGAAAAUUUCUCGGAGAACGAACGAAUCGAUUGCGGGUAUCGACUCGGUUCUCGAAAGGUUUGAUUUGAGUUUUGAUGGAAAAUUUGAAUAAAAUUGGGUUUUUUUAUAAGAUUUUGUAGGUUUUUCUCUUGUAUGAAGUUAGCCUCAAAAUUGUACAAAUGUCAUUUUUUUCGAAGAACUAAAAAGUUGAAAAAAACAUUUUAUAAUUUUUUUGGCCAAAAUCUAUCUUUCGAGCAAGUCUUACCUAGGUACGGCAAAGUGGACCCUCAAGGGGCAAUUGAAGGGACCCCUCUAGGGACCACUUUACCUCUAGGGGCUACUAAAGCUCGUAAAAUUGGCUUUCUGUGGAACGCUCUAUUGUUAUAAACUAUGAGAAGAAGCUUUUCAAAUUAAGAAAAAAAAAAUAAAAGACCACUAUAGGGACCACUUAAGCCUUAGGGGUCAGACCCUCAUCUCCUAUAGGGACUACUUGAGUUUUACCCCUCUAGGGAGCACUAUUUUGCCCACUUUAAGGGCUAUUUUUCCCCGUUUACCCCUGAAAAAGGGGUGGUUUUCAAACUUUUUCUUUUGUGAUGAAAUUUUCAAAACUUGUUCUGAAAUUUCUGUUGUUUUGAAGCGAGCGGUCGCGUAGCGGUUUUUUGAAAUUGUGCAAGGUUUUUUUUUCAAUAAUUGCUCUCUGGAACUAACGACUUUCUUUUCCUCACGAUUUCGUGAUUUUGUCGCGAACGGAGUAAACUUCAAGUGAUCACUUAAGAAAAAAAUCUCGUUGAAAUGACUAUUUGAACUUUUUUAGUGAUCACUUAAGUAGGACUAGGUGGAUCGACGUCUUUUUUCCAUACCUCCUUAAGUGAUCACUAACCAAGCGAUGAAAAGGAAAUUUCUCUAAAGCACUAUUGCCUCAAAACAGACAAACACCGCAUCGAAAAAGCCAAAAGUGUAUUUGCAAGUUUUUAAAUGUUCAACCCAACCGCGACGCGACAGCAGCGCGUCGAGCCAUUCCACAUAAGUUCCCACUCGUCACCAAGAAAAAGAAAAAUUUUCAGCGGCAUCUACGGUGUGACGAUGCAGCAGUUGCUCGACACCUUUUCCAAUUUAAAAAGUUCCCUUUUGGAAAUCGAGCACGUUUUGAGACCAGCCCAAGAAACCAACCAAUCGGCGUCGAAGGUUCAAAAUUGAAUUGAGAUUUGAUUUUCUCAUAAAAUUCAUUCAAGCCUCCGGUUUUCGCCCUACCCCCGAUGGUCGAAUAUGCUCCGGUUCCGACAGGAUACGCUCCGAAUUUUCCAGGUUUGGAAAAAUGAAGUUUUUGGCUGGUUUUUGGUUUUGAAACGCUCAAACAGUGAUAAAUUAUUAGACGGAAAAAAGUCGCGUAUUUAGGAUUUUGGAGUAAUUUUGAUCCUUGACGCUUGAUAAUAUUGUACUGAAGAACCGUUAGAAAUAGAUUUUUAAGACUGGCUUUUUUCAAAAUUUUCCUUGCGCCUUUAAAAAUUUCUUCAAGGUGCUUAAGGGACACAUGAAAUAACUUAUCAACAAAAAUGGGUCCCAAGAUCGAAUUUUUCCUUUUUCGAAGGGUUCUGUAUGAUAAAGUCCGCAUUUGGUGGUUUGAGUUUUUGCACAUUUUGUGUGGUCUCAUGUCUUUUUUUUCGCAUUUUUUAAAAAUUUUAUCGAAUUCCAUUCCAAAUAUAGGAAACAGUCGCGUUACAUGAACUAUUCAUACUAAUUUUAAAAAAAAACUAAAUUUCAAAAAUAGAAACCAAAAAAACGCGAGACGGUAGCACUAAAAAAAUGUGCACACACGUACACAUGCCAAAUGCGGUCUUUUACAUACCGUAUUCUUCAGAAAUGGAAACUCAAAAGAGAGAAAUUCCAAUUUUUAGGACCUAGUGGACAAUAUCAAUCAUUCCCAGCUCCCAAUCAAUACAAUGUGAGUUGCAUUUUUCCCCAAGAAAAAUUUGAAAAAACCAAAAAUUUAGGACCCGAACUUAAUGGGCUUCCAGGCGCGUCGGGUUGGUCCUUAAAAUUGAUUUAAUCAACAUUUUUUUUGUUAAAUUUUAUGCAUUUUCUAACAUUUUUUUAUGCACUGCCAUUAUUAAGUAUCAUUGGAUUACUCUGUCAAUAAACGUUUUAAUUUGUUUAAUUCGAAAUCGUGUUGUAGCCAGUAGAUGAUCAGAGAUGGCGGCCAGCUUUUUCGAAUUUCGCUCAGCCUCCGCGCCAAAAUCACGGAAGGAGGUGUGUAGAAAACAUUGAAAAAUCACCAAAUUGGUUAAAUUUUGAGGAAAAAUAUGACUUUGAAUGGAAAAUUAUCUUUUUUUAUAGUGAAGGAGUUCAAAAUUAUCUCUGACUCUCCAAAAUUUAUUUUUUUUUUCUCUGUUGGUAGUUUUGAAUUUCGCGGACUCACUAUACAUUUUCAUUCACAAGAAUUCAGAAUUUUUCAAAUUUUCUGGAGAAUUUAGUCAUUCUUUGAAGAUUAAAACUGUCUGACUUCUGUGCGCCCUCUUUUCUCUCGCUUUACGAGCUAUUUUCAUGUUUAUAUGACCUUAUAGAUGAGAGAAAAGAGAGCGCAGACAGGUCAGAAUAUUUUAGAGAAGUUUAUAAUUCUUAAUUUUCUAUUAAGGAUCAUUUCUAACUUUUAAUAAAGUCAGAGAUAGAGAACUUUUUCAGAAGAGUUCGUUUUGAAGUUUAUGUUUUUAGGUAUGGAUUUGAACGACCUAGGGAAACGAGAAAAAUGGCUCAGAACGAUUUUGCGGUGGUUAGUUGUUUUAUUUUUAAAAAAAGCAUCAGAAAUGAUUUUAAACGGAGAUAUGGGUCUUGACAAGAAAACUGCCGCGAUAUUAUUCGGAUUUUUCAACUUUUCUGAGCACGAGAGAAACGCGAUAUCGCGUGCUAGGGAGGCGCGAUAAUUUUGCGAUGUCGCCGGCGAUAACGCCUUUCUAUCGCCUCAGACUAGGCAGUUUUCUUCUCAGCUUAUUUGGACAGGAAAUUUGAAGAUUUUCAAAACUAUGCCAAUAAAAUUUAGAAUUUUCAGCUCUCCGACAUGACCAACGGGAGAGAGCCCUGCGCGAUUUGCCUCGGCGAAAUGGAUUCGAAUCGUCAAAAUCUCUUCCGAUGCCGACAAUGCACUAAAAUGAUCCACGAUAAGGUUCUUACUGUAAUUUUCCUCUCGAAACCAUUCAUUUAUUUAUUUUCAGUGCAUGUCUCAGUGGCGGCAACGAAACAACACGUGCGUCUAUUGCCGCGCCAUUUUAUUAUAA
This is a messenger RNA of Caenorhabditis auriculariae, 6628 nucleotides long. Lineage: Eukaryota; Metazoa; Nematoda; Chromadorea; Rhabditida; Rhabditidae. The record is from the annotation of a GenBank genome assembly.